Messenger RNA from Rhea pennata, 4470 nucleotides. RefSeq names its product MYD88 innate immune signal transduction adaptor (gene MYD88). The record is from RefSeq and is a predicted model, not a curated record. Gene Ontology annotation, cellular component: plasma membrane. NCBI's taxonomy places the organism in Eukaryota, Metazoa, Chordata, Aves, Rheiformes, Rheidae. Gene Ontology annotation, molecular function: TIR domain binding; Toll-like receptor binding. Gene Ontology annotation, biological process: positive regulation of canonical NF-kappaB signal transduction; defense response to Gram-positive bacterium; Toll signaling pathway.
GGGCGGCCGGAGCCCGCGGCGGCCGAGCUGGACGCCGUGCCCAUGGUGGCGCUCAACUACGGCGUGCGGCGCCGCCUGGGGCUCUACCUCAACCCGCGGGCGGCCGCCGCCGCCGACUGGACGGCGCUGGCCGAGGAGCUGGGCUGCGACUACCUGGAGAUCAAGCGGCUGGAGGCGCAGCCCGACCCCACCACGGCGCUGCUGGAGGAAUGGCAGUGCCGCUGCCCCGACGGCGCCACCGUGGGCCGCCUGCUCCAGCUCCUGCGCGCCCUCAACCGCCACGACGUCCUGCUCGACCUGGCCGCCAGCAUGGAAGCAGACUGUAAGAAAUACUUGCAAAGGAAGCAGCAGGAGGCUGACCAGCCACUUCAGGUCCCAGCAGUGGACAGCAGCGUACCGAAGACGUCAGAAUUCUUGGGCAUCACGACCAGAGAUGAUCCAUACGGGAACGGAACAGAGAUGUUUGAUGCCUUCAUCUGUUACUGUCAGAAGGACCUUCAGUUUGUCCAGGAGAUGAUCAGAGAGCUGGAACAAACAGAGUUCAAAUUGAAGCUCUGUGUAUUUGAUCGAGAUGUCUUGCCAGGAACCUGUGUGUGGUCCAUCACUGGGGAACUUAUAGAAAGGAGGUGUCGGAGGAUGGUGGUUGUCAUUUCAGACGAUUACCUGGAAAGUGAAGAAUGUGACUUCCAGACCAAAUUUGCUCUUAGUCUUUCCCCAGGUGCUCGUCUCAAACGGCUGAUUCCAGUCAAGUGCAAAACCAUGAAGAAGGAGUUCCCAAGUAUCUUACGGUUCAUUACAAUUUGUGACUACACCAAUCCUUGCAAAAAAAUGGUUCUGGACAAGACUGGCAAAAUCUCUCUUGCUGCCAUAAUGCAAAGUUAUGAGGGAUAGGCGUUUCAUUUUUUACCUCUUUUUUUUUUUUUUUUUUUUAAUCUCUCGUGGCUGUGCCUUCAGACUAUGGUGUCACUCACACAAUCUUUAACCACUUCAGAACUUCGAUCCUCACAGUCUGUGUUUGGAGCUCAGAACUGGGAGUGAAGCAUUUUCUCUAGCACUUUUUCGUAACUUGAAAGGGAAAAUAAAGCAAUUGCAUUGGUGUUCCUGUUCAAGUCAAUGAGCAGCAGCAUCCGUCACUUUGUAGUGGGGACUUUCCCUAAAUAUAUAAAUUUAAAGGCUGAGUCACUAAUAUGAGAAGGCUCUAUUGUGAAUGUUUAAUAAGAUCUGGGAAUAUAAAAUGCUGGUAUAAGACAUGAAAUAAAGCCUCAAACUGCAGGCUUUUUUUAAAAAAAAAUCAUGUUAUUUUAAAAGCUGUUUAAUGGAUAUAGAAAUAUCUAGGUUGGUUUCAAAUAAGGUUUCAGUCUCAGGCCACUUCCUACUUGGCAAAUGGCCAGUGCCGUGAGAAUGACCAGUGUGGGGAGCCUUGUCGGCAGAGCCAAGCCUGCUCUGCCCAUCCGUUGCCGGGGAGCUGUUUGUCCUGGCCUGUGCUGCAGCCCUGCUGGUUGGGCAGCCCAGGGGAAUGUGCAUUGCCAGUCCCUGGCCUAUGCUUGUUCUCAGGGUAGGCAGUCACCUUCAGGCUUCCUUUUUAAAAGAGCAGCAAAUGUAUUUUAAUUGCUUGAGCCCUACAAAGAAAAGAAUGGUUUGUUCUUAGCAGUAUCUGCAUGAUUGCAAAAUUAGAGCAAUUAUUCUUGCAGUUAUAACUAGGGGAGCAUUACUGAACUUGAUUUGUUCUCUGUUGGAUAUAUUUUGCUCCUUAAGUUGCAUCUCAAUAUGCCUUUUCUGUGUCCAUUUAUACAGUGACUUGUCACCAGCAUUUUCUGAGACAGUUCCUCAGGUUUGCUGUAAGUUGUUGUUUUUUGCUUGUUAAAAGCAAGACCUAUACAGAAAGAUACAUUCUUGUAGCAUGCUCUUGUGUUCAGGUCACAUUAAGUUAAGUAGCGGGCUUAUACCAGCAUUUUAUAUUCCCAGAUCUUAUUAAAUGUUUACAGUUGAGCUUUCUCAAAUUAGUGACUCUGUCUUUAAAUGUGUAUUUUUGGUGAAAGUCCUUACUACACAAAAUGAGGGAUACUGUAGCUCAUUGACUUGAAAAGGAACAGAUCUCUGCACCUAGUGGGAUCAGACCUUAAGUUGUUUGAUCUUUAAGAACCUGCCAAAACCCAGCUUUUGGGAUGCCUGCAAGAUACAGAUAAAUACCAGAUAAAAAAUGCCUUAAAUUAUAGAUUGGGCUGCUUAAAAAAAUAAAGGGUAAUGUUACUUUAAUAGGAAAGCAUAUUUAAAUUAAGUGCCACAAUUAAUCAUGUAUAUUUCUGAAUGGGGCUAGGAACAACAUUGAUGUUGCUCUACAUGUUAGACUUAGCCUUGAAUUUUGCAGACUUCAGUGCCACUUCAGUGGCUCUCAUCAGUCUUUGGUGCUUAGGGGUUGGCGGUAAGGGUGCUGCCAAAGUGGUGUUUUAAAGUGAUUUGUUGGUAUAUUAAACAGAUUUUCAGUAAAUAUUUACUUUCUAAAUUGGGAAGAGAGUACUUUUGCUUAUGUAUCCAAACUUACUUGAACUCUUAUCACUUAGUUCAUUCCUUCAGGCACUGCCUCACGUUGAUUUUGUAGCUUAAUGAUUUACAGUUUACAUUUUUAAGAUUGGUUGUCAGUCUUUUAAAGACUUUUUUUUUUUUAAGCAUUACCAGGGCUGAGUUCUUCAGAUAGAGACUUGUGCACCUAUCUUUUUCUCACCCUCUCUAUGAAAGGGCAUACAUGUCCACCUACAAAGUGGUGCUACAGAGGUCUGUGAGCAUCCAUGGCUGGUCCUUCUAGCAGACAGGCCAGUCCUUGACCGCAAGUGAAGCUUGUUCACACAUCUAACAUUAGUGUCCAGAGCCAUUUUUGAAUAAGCCAACAAUCUGGGCAUGUUUCUGUCCCUCCUACAAAUAUAACAGCUGUCAUGGUGCUGAGAUAACAUCUGCACCUUUCUAUCUUGCUAGAUCAAGUGAAAAGUCCGUGGGUGCAGGACGGGAAAAGUUAAACUGAUGAAGAGCUUGUAAGUCAGUUUAUCUUCAUGCUUUUGCCCUCCUGCAGAAAUGGAGACAGCUGCUUGCCUUGGGGUUUCUGCAUAAUCGUUAAAUGUUUAUUAUAUAAUAGUUUCUGGAGGCUGCUUGAUCACCAGUCUCUUCUGGAGCUUGGUGAAUUCCCUUACUACGGAGUGUCUACGAACAUUAAUUAUGGGUCAUUACUGGCAAGACUGAACCAGAUUCCUAUUGAUUUAAGAAUGGAGCGAGCUGGUCUGCUGGUUAUUAAAGGUGAGAACAAAAACAUGAGGCUCUUUGGUCCAAACGCUAGAGGGAGGCAAUGGUCCAUACUGCAAGCAUUGGAUAGACAGCUGGUAUCGAGCCAAGCCUGCUUGAUGUUGGGUGAAAAGGGGCACUGGGAAGCUGGGCAUGGUUUCAGUCCCAGGGGGAGACGGGAGGAGAGCUUUCUUCUUUUUUACUCUUUUCUCUCUGCCCCUUGCAUCUUCUUCUAAAGCAAAUAUACCUGAAUUAGUUCGCCAGCUUUGAUGGCAGAUUCAGCCUUGUACAACGUUUUCUGUGUAUACGUCCUAAUGUGUGGUUUGGGACUUGGGAUGUUGUAAAAAUAAUAGUAACAAGAAUAAUAACGAUUACUUUCAUAAUAGAUGACAUGGUAAUUGGUAGACAGAAAAAAAGUACUGCUUCUGGAAGGGAAAUGAACAAGAUCUUAAUUUCUAAAUCUUCUGAAUUCCACUAGAUAACCCGAUUUAUAAAAUAAUUCUAAAAGAUGUCAGUGCUCAGGCUGGCUCUUAUUAUCACCUAACUUUCUAUGCUUCGGUUCUUCCAUCUGUCUAUCUUGGAUGCAGUGCAAGUAUUACUAUUAAUGGAAUGUUACUUUCUUAAAAGAAGUCAAAAAUUGUGUUGUAGGCUAAAAUUAUUUUUGAGUAAAGAGAAAUAACAGCCCCAGAACUAUAAAAUAGAUGUUUAAAAUGUAUAUCCUCUUAAUAUAAAAUCAAGUUUAUGCACUUCUGACAUUGUCAUAUCCAUUUUGUCAUGGUGAGUUUAUUAAAUAUGACCUCUGUGAAUGACAUAAAAUCCAGUUAUUGUAAACACAUUCUGGUUGCAAUAUGUGGGUUUCCCCCUCUUCACACACACUGGAAGGUCCAAAUAUUGAACACCUUUAUAAAAGGACUUAAAAAUCAUGAUGUUACAUUGUUUCCAUUUUGUUUCUUUCCCUCAUUGAAAUUGUUGUAAUUGAAUUUGUUGGUACCAAAUCAUUUAUUUUUAUAUAUAUAUAUAUAUAUAUAAAAAUAUAUAUAUUUAUAUUACUUUCUAUCCUGAUACAAAUAUCUGGAAAAACAUGCAUGUUGUAUAACCAUUCUGAAAAUAGUCAAUUAUUCUGUGUUUUUUUCUUCCUGCUUAAGAACAAACUAUUGCUACUUGUGAAAACACAGUAGAAUAAAGAUGAAAAAUCUGAAA